GGCUGUCCAGGCUCAAGGCCGGGCAGAGCAGCGCUGCCGUCACCAUGAUGGAAGUCAGCCGGCUCGGCGUGAGGCUGCAACGAUCACAUGUUUGAGUCACAGGAAACAUCAGGUUGACGCCGCGUGCGUUUGUGUUGUUCACCUGCCGUUUCUUUGUGCGGCCAUCUUAGUUGCGACAGCCUCUUGAAGAUGCGCUGCGGUGCUCCGGCAAGUUACACAAGCACUGAUUUGCAAGCAGCAACAGCUUCAACCUGCUCAAGAACAUUCCUGAUGGGGGAGCGGACGACUGCUUUGCUCUCUGACAACAAGGAAGUGAUCACACUCACAGUCAAAGCUUCAUUGGAAUGCUUUGUGUUAAAUAGGAAGAAGCUGAGCUUAUUUAAUCUGACUGCCUCUUGGGUUCGCACCAAUUGAUGACACAUUUGUUCACUUCCUGUAUUCAACAUGGAAGUAUCCAUCCAUGCAUCCACAAGGGGCUGCAGCCUAAACAGGGAAGCGCAGACUUCCCUCUCUGAGUGAGGACAGCCAGUAUAGAAAAUGGAUAGCUGGAUGGCAGAGGGCGUGCUGUCAUUGUUGUGUACCAGCCGGGGAAGUGGGCGGGGCUAAGAAGAAUAAAACAAACACCUUUCAAGAAGUCUUCAGGUAAAAACUCACUCAGCGGUGAAUGAUGUGGUUAAUCUCAACAAGGGCCUGACACCAACCACAGCUUUAAUGUGUUCCCUUACAUGAAGUGACAAAUUGAAGUAUCAUUCCAGACAUAUUUUCAGUACAAUGCAAUGGACCCCCCAGCAUCACGACGUGGACCACCACCCGCACGACCACGUCAAGCUCUCCAAAGACAGGAUUGUGUGACUGAGAAUACAAAUCAAUUGCACCUGUAUGAUUAUAUUGAUGUUGAGGAUAUUCCAGACAAGGAAAAUUCAGCCCUAUAUGAGAAGUACAUGCCUCGUCCCCAAUCCCAGUCUGUCGCUGCAAACCACCCCAAGACUGAUGGUAGUCCCAAAGAUGCUGUUGGUGAUGGAACAAAUAAGCCUCCACGAGCCCGUCGCCCACCCCCAGAGGUCCCAAACUCAAGUGUGCUUAGCAGGCGGGCGCCCCCUCCGGUAAUCCCCAGGAAGCAUACCCCACUCGGGCACCACAAGAUCACGUUCUCCUGUGACCUGAGUAAUCCUGUCCAAAAACUCACCCGCUCCAACACAAACGCUGAUGACGUGUACCCAUGGACCAUCAAACUGAUAGAUACUCCGCAGGGCAGCACCAGAACCAUGGCUGCAUUUUGUCAGGCAACAUCCAAUCUGAUGUCACGCUACCAAAACACACAAAGCGUUCACAACGUCGGCAUGGUUUGGGCGAGAGUUUUUGACAUCCACCCUGCGCUGCGGCUGCACGUCCAGCUCACAAUCAAUGUGGCAAUUGAAGAUGAAAGUAAUAAUCAGAUUGCCAUCCCCACUCCAGUGAAUAGGUCGGUGCAAAGCUUCAUUGCUAAAAUCGUUCAGCUGCUGGACCUCAUUCCCAAAACAAAUGGCCAUUAUGUUCUCAAGACGUGCAACUCUGAGGAGUAUCUCCACAAUGAGAAGCUGCUGGGCAUGCAUGAGAUCGUCCAAAGCCACUGCAAGUUCAACCUGGACCUUCCCCUUCGACUGCUCCACACCAGUAACCUCAAACACAGCCUGGCGAGGGAUGAUGGCGAAGACAAACCCACGGGUCAUCUGUACGAACCUGCGAGGCCCAUUUGCAUCUUCAACACGUGCAAGUUGAGUCUGCAAAAUGUGCUAACGAGCUACAGCAGAGAGGCGGCCAUGCUGAUGAGAAACAGACAGGCGGAGAACGUGAACGUGAACGUGCUGGUAACCAAAGUUCGCACCAUUACUGAACUCCUGUGUGGCCUCUCGAGUCGCGAGCUGGAGGACGCCAUCGGCAGGCUCAACAGAGUCAACGCCAUCCCCCUGAAUCACGAGGAAAUGUCUGAGUGUGAGAGUGCAUUGAAGGCACUGCACAAGGCGCUGAUAGCCGUCAUGCAGAUCUUUUUUGACAACAUCCCGUCCAACUUCAGACCCGAGGUGGUCACCGACAACACGCCGACUCGUGACGUGGAGAACAACAAAGCAAUCCUCCAGUUCAACAUGACCGCUCUCUACAAACUACAACCCACCUGGAUGACCAUUUACGACAGCUUCUCCAUGUCCUGUGAGCUGACGUACGGAGAGAGACAGAUCUGCUCGGCGGUUUUUUCGGAAAAUAUUAGCACCGCAUUAUGCUUUGACAGGAAAAUCCAGUGUAACCGCUUGAUGGUGUUUCCUGUGACGGUGAAUCAGUUGCCCUACGAGUGCAUGCUGACAUUUCAGCUCAUGGGCUCAAAGCGAGGGAAGAGCCCUGAGCUGUUGGCUUGGACUGUUCUUCCUCUUUACAGCAACAGAACCUUGGUAAGAGGGACCGUCCUGCUUAGUUUGUCCACAUCCGCCCUGCUUCACUCGCCUCCAUCUCCCGCCUUGUUUGACGGACACAGACGAGGACACGGCGUCAUCCUGCAGCUUGACUUUUCAGAUCAGGUGAAGUGGACGUAUCGGAGGCCGAUCGAGCUCCCCGGGUCCAUCUUAUUCUCUUCACCUUGUGAAGAAUUGGAAAAGAAAAUGUUACACGUUUCAAAGAAGAUUUGUGUUUGCUUUCUGUCAGAAUAUGAGAAGAGCUUCCUGUGGAGCAAACGUCACCAUGGCGACAAAGGAAGUACUUUCCUCCACCUGCUGCUUGGUGCAGCCCCCCGGUGGCAGCCUGAAGACCUGACAGAGAUCUAUACCAUCUUGGAGAACUGGGCCAUCCAUCUUCCUGAGGAGGCCCUCUUUCUUCUCACGGACAGUUUCCCUGACCAGACAGUACGAAGGACCGCCGUUGAGUAUUUUCAACAAAUACCAGAUGAUGAACUGGAGCAUUUCCUGCCGCAGUUAGUCCAGGCUAUGAAGGGUGAGUGGGAGCUGGAUGGACCUCUCGUCAUGCUGCUGUUGGAGAGAUCACUGAAGAGCAUCAGAAUUGCACAGCAGCUCUACUGGCUGCUGGAGGACGCUCGCACAGACGAGCACUACCAGAGCUGGUUCGGUAUGGUGCAGGCGGCCCUGCGCUACUGUUGUGGCCGGGCGUUGCGGGAGGAGCUGGAUCAGGAAACCCGCCUGGUGGCGGUGAUUGUGCAGAUGGCGGAGAAGAUUCGCACGUCGGAGAAGACGAGACGGAAGGCCAUUUUAAACAAAGAAAAGGGGAAGAUUGAUAAGUUCUUCAGUGAUGGGAGAAGCUGUUCUCUACCUUUAGAUGUUGCCGUCCGUAUAAAAGGAGUGGACCUGGAGGCGUGUAAGUUCUACAACUCCAAUACUUCUCCUCUGGGGUUGUCCUUUAUCUGUACUGACCCGCUGGCUACGAACAUCAACGUGAUCUGCAAGACAGGAGAUAGCAUACGCCAGGACAUGCUGGUACUUCAGAUGGUCCGCAUGAUGGACAGAGUGUGGCUCCAAGAGGGACUGGACUUGCGAAUGGUCACCUAUAGAUGUUUGUCCACCGGCCAAACGCAAGGCCUUAUAGAAGUGGUUCCUGAGGCGGUGACCUUGGGCAAGAUUCAGCAGGAGUGGGGUCUGGGCGGGACCCUUCGACAAGACACCCUGGAGAAGUGGUUCCACAUGUGGAACAAAACAAAGGAGGACUAUGACAAGGCUGUGAUGAACUUCAUUCACUCAUGUGCAGGUUGGUGCGUGGCCACCUUCAUCCUGGGGAUCUGCGACCGCCACAACGACAACAUCAUGCUGAAGCACAGCGGGCACAUGUUCCACAUAGACUUUGGCAAGAUCAUGGGCAAUGCGCAGAAGAUCGCAAACUUCAAAAGAGACCGAUCACCGUUCAUCUUCACAUCGGAGAUGCAGCACUUUAUCACGGGUGGCGGGCAGAAGCCUCAGCGCUUGCAUCGCUUUGUGGAACUCUGUUGCGAGGCUUAUAACAUCAUCAGAGGGCGAUCUGCCCUCGUACUCAGCCUGCUGGAGCUGAUGAUCAGUGCAGGAAUGCCGGAAAUGAAGGACUCAAACGACCUGCAGUACGUCCAGAACAACCUCAGACCUCACAACACAGACCUGGAGGCCACAUCCUACUUUACAAAGAAGAUCAAGGAGAGCAUGGGUUCUGUUGCGGCCAAAUUAAACUUCCUAACACACAGCAUGGCCCAAGGGAAGAAACAAGGGGCACACAUCAGCAAUGGCGUUCCUGCUCCCAGCACCAACAUUCAAGAUGCUGUCAUCCAUGACCACAGCAUCAAGGGCAAAGUGGUGAUCUAUUAUCUGAGAGUGACCAUUGAUGAUGGCUUUGUCUAUAGUGAAAUGACAUUUGAUGACUUGGAAAUGAUUCACAAGCAGCUUCAGAAACACUUUAUAGAAUCUACUCUGCCUCAGUUCCCUAGCUGGUACAUGAUGUCAUUCACGCCAAACAGGAAGGUGUCUCAGUUGAAUAAAUACCUGAAACAGCUUUUUGAAGGCCCCUGCAAGGGAAAUGAAUUUGUGUGCAGCUUGUUCUUGGACGGACCCAUGAGGGAGAUUCAAGAAAAUGUGGCAACAGAGGACUGUCCUGAAAUCCAGCUGUACAUUUCCUACACGGGGCGUAAGCUCUCGGUCUUGGUGAAACAUCUCAAGAACAUCAAGACUGCAAACGGCUCUAAUCCUGAUGCGUACGUGGUCACAUGCCUGAGACCAGACCCCCAUGGGCAAUCCAAGAGGAAGACUAAAGUGGUGCGAAAUAAUGACAACCCCACCUUCAAUGAACUGUUGGAGUACACUAAUGUGCCCCUGCUGUACGGCAUGGUGCUGGAGGUGAGCGUGAAGAGCAAAAAGACUUUUGUGGCUGCAACAAACAUCAAACUGGAGGACGAGCUGCUCAACAAGGAGACCUGGUUUACACUCGGAAACUGCGCCAUCUAACCUCAGAUGCGCUAAAGCCCUGCUGCCAGAAGGGGGUGCAACCACAAUGAGAAACUCUUUGCUUUCAAAGCACAAUCAGGUUUGAAAAAUACGCCGAGGAUGGAAUUACAAAGCGGAAAGACGGCCUCAGGUAAGUCAGGAGUCACGGCGCCGCUGUUCAAAUGACAAUGUUGGAAAUGUUUUUCUGACUGGCUCUCAUUCUGAAGGCAUUUGAUUUCACUCGUGGAAAUGACAACACACACAUACAGUACAAUCCUGCAGAAACUCAGAGUAGCUCGGUGUCCCAAUACUUUGUAUCCACCGGUAGUACUCAUGCAUGCAAGAUGUUAGCGACUCCACUGUGCUCCAUCAGUGGCUUCUCCCCGAUUGACUGGGUGACACCCCUCAUCCACCCACACCUUGUCAAUGCCCAGGCAGGUCCAUCUUGAUAGCAUCCUCCUGUCUCUCAUUUACCCGAUUUAGUGAUGAACCAGGACAGAAAUAGACUGGAUUGAGUUCAAUAAUGUAUACCUCCGUGAAUGCUAUUUAUAUUAUUCCCUUCAGGGUUUCUCACGUGGGAGGGAAGCAGGAAAAAAAAAUACCGAGCGCCGCUCUUUCAUAGUGGUGCUUUAGUGGAGUGUUACUGUACCCUGGCAUCACUUGGUAGGUCUCAGCCCAUGUUAAAAAAAAAAAAAAAAAAAUUGCAUUUAUUGUUCAGAGCGGGAAACGACUUUGCUGGCAUUAACUGAACUUGCAUCAAAUAUUCAUUUUGUCACAGGAAAGUAGAGUCUCACUGGGGGGGGAUUUUUCAGUUCUAGACGAGCUGCUUUUCUGUGCUUUCCAGCCCUGUUGGAGU
Doryrhamphus excisus (bluestripe pipefish) is the source of this 5775-nucleotide messenger RNA. The record is from RefSeq and is a predicted model, not a curated record. NCBI's taxonomy places the organism in Eukaryota, Metazoa, Chordata, Actinopteri, Syngnathiformes, Syngnathidae.